AUAAAAAUGUUCCGGUUGAUGAAAAGCUCAUCAACAGGGUUCAAGCAGAUAAUAUUGUCUCACACAUCAGAUGCCCGGGUUGGGUUAAGACUGCUCAGUAUAAGCGCUGCCAGGCUACAGUCUGGUGAAACACAAAGUCUGAGCUCUAGUGAAACAUACACUCAACUCAGUGAACAAACUAAUAAUACAAUUAAUAAUACCAGAGAAGAACUUCCGGAUUCCUUUAAAUCAGUUUUUGAAAAUGAAGAAACCAACAUUAUCAGCAACCUUGCUGAACCUUCCUUUCUAGAGUUGGGUUUGGGACACAACUACCCAUCAGGGAUGGUUCAAACUCUCAUGGAAUUCUUACAUAUUGAUAUUGGUUUACCCUGGUGGCAGGUUAUAGGUGCAACAACUCUCACACUUCGCUUUCUUCUCUUCCCUGUCGUCGUUGUAGCACAGAGGAAUAUGGUUACUCUUAAUAAUCACCAGCCUCAGAUUCAGAAACUACAGAUUCAGCAACAAAUGGCAAGUCUCAGGGGGGAAACAGAUAACGCAGUGUUUGCUGCAAAAUGUCUGGGUAACUAUAUGUCAGUUCACAACUGCCACCCGGGUAAAGCUAUGCUUCCUUUAGUGUUUCAGGCCGGUUGCUUUAUGACAAUGUUCUUUGGUCUGCGAGGAAUGACGAAUGUACCGGUUCCUUCUCUACUUACUGGAGGAUUCCUCUGGUUCCACGAUUUAAGUAUGGCGGACCCCACGUAUAUUCUCCCUUUAAUAACAACAAGUACAAUAUAUCUACAACUAUACCUGGGAGCUGAUGGGUUAAAUACAUCUACAAUGCCGGAUUUGAUGAAGAAGAUGAUAUAUAUACUGCCCCUGAUAUCUAUCCCGGUGAUGAUCCAGUUCCCUGCAGCUUUAAACCUUUACUGGUUUUCUAACAACGUUAUUUCAGUUAUCCAGGCACAAAUUAUCAGGCAUCCACAGAUUCGGCUUCAACUAGGUAUUGGAGAAAUGAUUAAAUGGAAACCGGAAGACUUACCAAUGAAAAACUAUCAGGAGGAGAUACAACGUGAGAUGCAAAUACAGAAGAAGAAGCGAGAUAAACUGGAAGCAACGAAGAAACGUGAGAAGGAGGAGAGGUUAGAACGUGAGCUACGGAAGAGGGAGGAGCUCUUAGCUGCUCUAGAAGCAGAGGACAACAAGAUGAAAGAGACAGAACGUACCAAAGACAACAGAACAAAAUAAAUUGAUAAAUUUUCAGAAA
Messenger RNA from Eurytemora carolleeae, 1243 nucleotides. RefSeq names its product mitochondrial inner membrane protein OXA1L. The coding region runs from base 7 to 1224 and encodes 405 amino acids. The record is from RefSeq and is a predicted model, not a curated record. Gene Ontology annotation, biological process: protein insertion into mitochondrial inner membrane from matrix; mitochondrial respiratory chain complex IV assembly. Gene Ontology annotation, molecular function: membrane insertase activity. NCBI's taxonomy places the organism in Eukaryota, Metazoa, Arthropoda, Copepoda, Calanoida, Temoridae. The transcript is spliced from 11 exons. Gene Ontology annotation, cellular component: mitochondrial inner membrane.